This is a messenger RNA of Ceutorhynchus assimilis (cabbage seed weevil), 960 nucleotides long. The record is from the annotation of a GenBank genome assembly. NCBI's taxonomy places the organism in Eukaryota, Metazoa, Arthropoda, Insecta, Coleoptera, Curculionidae.
AUGCCAAAAAUCAGUAAAAAAAUUUAUCUAAUUGCCAAAACCGGAACUAACCGUCCACUAUCCAUAAUAUCUUUAAAGCCUAAAAUAACUAUUCAAGAUUCAGAAGUACAAAAUUGUGAAUCAAGUAGUAGUAGUCAAAAUCAGAGUUAUAUUAAUUCGGCUGAAAGCAAUUCACUUUCGUCUGAGCUUUCGUCUUUGGCAACAAAUUCAUUCCGCGGUCAUUUUGCUACAAUUUCUGAAGGUUCUAUUUCUGAUGGUUCUAUUUCUGAUUUGGACUCCUUUCAUUAUUCAUCUGGAUCUGAGGAUGAUCACUUAGACAGUACUGCUAAUACUUCUACUGCAUUCGAGUCUGCAUCUUGUUCUAGUCACAAUGAUGAGGUACCUGACGUUUCUCUUUCACAAUCAUUGGCAAAGUGGGCUUUUGAUAAUAGAAUUACACACACAGCUAUAAAUCAGCUUCUUAAUAUUUUAAAAUCCCCUCAUGACGAUCCUAAGCUUCUUCCUGGAGAUGCUCGAACAUUGCUCAAUACACCCAAAAGUAUAAUUACCAAGCAUGUUCUGCCUGAAUAUUAUUACCACUUUGGUUUGAAAAAAUGCAUCUUAAAUCUUCUGAUACAACAUCCUUCUGUUCGUAAUAUUGAUACAAUCGAACUUUUCAUUAACAUAGAUGGAUUACCUCUCGCCAAAAGCUCGCAGAGUCAAGUAUAUCCAAUACUCUUUUGUCUAGUGGAUAAUCAAACCUGUGUAGAUAUGAUUGGAAUAUAUCAUGGUUAUGAGAAGCCAAAAUCGGCAAAUAAUUUUUUAGAAGAUUUUGUGAAGGAGGUAAUACAAAUAUAUACUGAGAGAAUUGAGUUUAAAAACAAAAUAUAUCCGAUUAAAAUUGAAAGUUUCAUUUGUGAUGUUCCUGCAAAAUGUUUCGUUACCCAUACAAAAGGCCAUUCUGGUUACUACUCCUGUUGA